AUCUAUUCCUCUCCAUUUCACUUUCAACCCCUAAUAAUGCAAAUCUUUGUCAAAACCCUUACUGGCAAGACCAUUACCCUGGAGGUUGAGUCUUCCGACUCCAUCGACAACGUCAAGCAAAAAAUCCAAGAUAAGGAAGGUAUUCCUCCGGACCAGCAGCGCUUGAUUUUUGCCGGCAAGCAGCUUGAGGACGGCCGUACCCUCUCUGACUACAACAUUCAAAAAGAAUCUACUCUCCACCUUGUGCUCCGUCUUCGUGGUGGUAUGCAAAUCUUUGUCAAGACUCUCACUGGCAAGACCAUCACUCUUGAGGUCGAGUCGUCUGACUCCAUCGACAACGUCAAGCAGAAGAUCCAGGAUAAGGAAGGUAUCCCCCCAGACCAGCAGCGCCUCAUCUUCGCCGGCAAGCAGCUUGAGGACGGCCGUACCCUCUCUGACUACAACAUUCAAAAAGAAUCUACUCUCCACCUUGUGCUCCGUCUUCGUGGUGGUAUGCAGAUUUUCGUCAAGACUCUCACUGGCAAGACCAUCACUCUUGAGGUCGAGUCGUCUGACUCCAUCGACAACGUCAAGCAGAAGAUCCAGGAUAAGGAAGGUAUCCCCCCAGACCAGCAGCGCCUCAUCUUCGCCGGCAAGCAGCUUGAGGACGGCCGUACCCUCUCUGACUACAACAUUCAAAAAGAAUCUACUCUCCACCUUGUGCUCCGUCUUCGUGGUGGUAUGCAAAUCUUUGUCAAGACUCUCACUGGCAAGACCAUCACUCUUGAGGUCGAGUCGUCUGACUCCAUCGACAACGUCAAGCAGAAGAUCCAGGAUAAGGAAGGUAUCCCCCCAGACCAGCAGCGCCUCAUCUUCGCCGGCAAGCAGCUUGAGGACGGCCGUACCCUCUCUGACUACAACAUUCAAAAAGAAUCUACUCUCCACCUUGUGCUCCGUCUUCGUGGUGGUAUGCAGAUUUUCGUCAAGACUCUCACUGGCAAGACCAUCACUCUUGAGGUCGAGUCGUCUGACUCCAUCGACAACGUCAAGCAGAAGAUCCAGGAUAAGGAAGGUAUCCCCCCAGACCAGCAGCGCCUCAUCUUCGCCGGCAAGCAGCUUGAGGACGGCCGUACCCUCUCUGACUACAACAUUCAAAAAGAAUCUACUCUCCACCUUGUGCUCCGUCUUCGUGGUGGUAUGCAGAUUUUCGUCAAGACUCUCACUGGCAAGACCAUCACUCUUGAGGUCGAGUCGUCUGACUCCAUCGACAACGUCAAGCAGAAGAUCCAGGAUAAGGAAGGUAUCCCCCCAGACCAGCAGCGCCUCAUCUUCGCCGGCAAGCAGCUUGAGGACGGCCGUACCCUCUCUGACUACAACAUUCAAAAAGAAUCUACUCUCCACCUUGUGCUCCGUCUUCGUGGUGGUAUGCAGAUUUUCGUCAAGACUCUCACUGGCAAGACCAUCACUCUCGAGGUUGAGUCAUCCGACUCCAUCGAUAACGUCAAGCAGAAGAUCCAAGACAAGGAAGGUAUCCCCCCAGACCAGCAGCGUUUGAUCUUUGCCGGCAAGCAGCUCGAGGAUGGUCGCACUCUCUCCGACUACAACAUUCAAAAAGAAUCUACUCUCCACCUUGUGCUCCGUCUUCGUGGUGGUCUUUAAAAAUAAUAAUAUCAUUACUCCUCUCUCUCUUUCUCUCUCUCUCCCUUUUUGCUAAAUAUAGCUUUAAUGCAUUCAUUGCGUUGUCUUUAAUAAAAACCCCUUCAUUCCGCAAUGGAUUGGAGCAGUUCCAUCAAUAAUAAUAAUAAUAGUUGUCCAAAAGUCCUAUUUGUUUUU
This is a messenger RNA of Phycomyces blakesleeanus NRRL 1555(-), 1812 nucleotides long. RefSeq lists its product as hypothetical. The transcript has a single exon. The record is from RefSeq and is a predicted model, not a curated record. Gene Ontology annotation, molecular function: ubiquitin protein ligase binding; protein tag activity. Gene Ontology annotation, cellular component: cytoplasm; nucleus. Gene Ontology annotation, biological process: modification-dependent protein catabolic process; protein ubiquitination. Lineage: Eukaryota; Fungi; Mucoromycota; Mucoromycetes; Mucorales; Phycomycetaceae. Bases 37 to 1638 code for a protein of 533 amino acids.